This is a messenger RNA of Musca domestica (house fly), 1617 nucleotides long. It is a transcript of the gene Rab11, whose product is annotated as ras-related protein Rab-11A. The record is from RefSeq and is a predicted model, not a curated record. The transcript is spliced from 5 exons. Gene Ontology annotation, cellular component: recycling endosome. Gene Ontology annotation, biological process: exocytosis. The coding region runs from base 331 to 975 and encodes 214 amino acids. NCBI's taxonomy places the organism in Eukaryota, Metazoa, Arthropoda, Insecta, Diptera, Muscidae. Gene Ontology annotation, molecular function: GTP binding; GTPase activity.
UCUCGUAUGAUAACACCACAAUACAACUCUGCGAUGACAGCAACGAACCAAAUACGAACUGGUACAGCAGAAACGAAUUUUUUCUCGUCGGCGAAAAAUCAAGUCGCAAAAAGGCAUAGAAAAAAAGAGAAUAUCCAGUAAGAAAAGAAAAGGAAAAUAAACAAGUAACCAAAAACAAGAGAAAAGAAGAAAUUUUUAAAACGGAUUAAGAAUUUAAACGAAGCUUUUUGGAUAUUGUUCUGUAGUAGCUUCGUUCACGAAAUCUUCUAACAAAAUCUUAACAGAGAAGAAGAAAAACCAGCAGCAGCAAAAACAACAACACACAACAAAAUGGGCACAAGGGAAGAUGAGUACGAUUAUUUAUUCAAAGUUGUUCUAAUUGGCGAUUCUGGUGUCGGCAAAAGUAAUUUACUUUCACGUUUCACGCGCAAUGAAUUCAAUUUGGAAUCGAAAUCAACGAUUGGCGUGGAGUUCGCCACACGUAGCAUAGAGGUUGAUGGUAAAACAAUUAAAGCCCAGAUCUGGGACACAGCUGGCCAGGAGCGUUAUCGUGCUAUUACAUCAGCCUAUUAUCGUGGAGCUGUUGGUGCUUUGCUUGUCUACGACAUUGCAAAACAUUUGACAUAUGAAAAUGUUGAGAGAUGGUUGCGGGAGUUGCGCGAUCAUGCCGAUCAGAAUAUUGUCAUUAUGUUGGUGGGUAACAAGUCCGAUUUGAGACAUUUGCGGUCAGUACCAACGGAUGAGGCUAAACUGUUUGCCGAACGUAAUGGCCUAAGUUUCAUUGAAACUUCAGCGUUAGAUUCUACUAAUGUUGAAACUGCAUUCCAGAAUAUACUCACAGAAAUCUACCGUAUUGUUUCCCAAAAGCAAAUACGUGAUCCACCAGAGGGUGAUGUUAUUCGUCCUGGCAAUGAUGUACCCAUUGAUAUUAAGCCGACUGUUACUAAUGAUGUACGCAAACAAUGCUGUCAGUGACCGCCUUAUAGCUGCCCCUCAAUCCUAAAACAACAACCACAACAACUAUUACACCUUUAUUCAAGAACACGCUAAAAGCCCAUGUUAUGGUUUUCUUCCUUUCUUCUUGAUUUCUUUACCUUUUUUUGUGUACCAUUCUAUUCUUUUUUUCCAUUUCUAUUCUUUAAGAAGCGUUAUUUAAUUAGUGAAAAAAACAGUUCAAUUACACAACAACAACAAAAAACAAGAAAUUAUUAUUAUUAUUCGUAUUAUAAUUAUUGGAAAGAAAUAAAGCAGCAAUUUCCAUCGUGUUUGCUUUUAAAUGUCCACAUCAUUGAACAACAACAAUAACAAAAAAGCAAAAAACGAACUUCUUAAUUAUUAGCUUCAUUCCAUGUUAGCCAUGAGUUUUUCUAUUGUUUCCUUUAGCUCUCUUCUUUGCCAAGUCCUUGGAAUAUUUUCACUUUUUUCCUCCCUUCGUUUGCAACUCGCAUUCAUACGAAAACACACACACGCAAAUUGUCCAUUUGAAAUGAAGGAAAAAGAAUCAAAAAUAUUCAAGAAGAAAAAAAUGAAAAAAAAAAAAGAUUUUUAAGCUAACUCGUUGGCCAAAAUCACAGAAGACCCCGGCCAACGUUUAUCAAUUAACAAGAACAACAAAAA